Messenger RNA from Pecten maximus, 1857 nucleotides. Its product is annotated as flocculation protein FLO11-like. NCBI's taxonomy places the organism in Eukaryota, Metazoa, Mollusca, Bivalvia, Pectinida, Pectinidae. The coding region runs from base 21 to 1820 and encodes 599 amino acids. The transcript has 7 exons. The record is from RefSeq and is a predicted model, not a curated record.
UGUGUGACGACGCUGUUUCUAUGGCUACGAAAGUGUGUGACGAGUCUGACGAUACCGUCUCCAAGGUGACGGAAGUAUGCGAUGACGAGGAAUCCAUAGUAACCAACACAACACGGAACAGUGAAGACAAUGACGAUCGCUUUCUAUUCGGCCUACAGAUGCUGGAAAAUAGCAGGAUCCAGCAGGUAGAUGUCACAGAUAAAACGUUAUCGCCAGUUUUGCCCGUCCAAUCUCCAAUAUGGCGUUACAAGGUAAAGGAGGCCACUGACCUUUCAGAUGUUGAAAACUCCGACCGAGAUUCUGUUAUUUCAGAGUCAUUACUUGGACAUACAGGAUUGAACUGUGCACAACAUAUUGAUUCGAGAAAUAUAUCGGAGAGCCAAAUGUCCCAACUACUUUUCGAUGACACCCAGAGUUCCUGUACACAGAGUGAAAUAUUACCCAUGCAGUAUGUAAAAGCAGAGUAUCACCAUUCCACAGGUUCCACUAAAUCCCUAACUCAAUACAACUCCCCUAACGCGAACACUCAGAGUCACCUAAGUGGUACAACAGGUAGUCAAACAGAGGACCUUGGAAUUACUUCUGGAGACAAGGAUUUUCAUCCAGGUAUAAGUCAGAGUUCCGAAGAUACCGAUGUUCAACCGACCAAAGAAUUUCACCUUUGUAGUGGUCAAAACUCGGAAGAAAUUGAUGGUCAAACGACCAAUGUUAUCCAGUCGGAUGUCACUCGGAACUUAAGAGUGAAUAAUAGCGAACCUGUUAACGUAGCCAACGCAAGUUCGGGAGACCAUGCAAUAAGUACACCCUCAAUUAGUACACAGAGUUUCGGAGUCAAGGGAAAAGGGACAUCCCCAAUUAGUACCCAGAGUUCCGGAGUCAAGGGAAAAGGGGCAUCCCCAAGUAGUACCCAGAGUUCCGGAGUCAAGGGAAAAGGGACAUCCGCAAGUAGUACUCAAAGUUCCGGAGUCAAAGUAAAAGGGACACCCGCAAGUAGCACUCGGAGUUCCGGGGUCGUCCAGGAAAAAAAGAAACGUGUAAUUAGUAGUGAUCAGAGUUCCGCAGUUCAGAGGGAACGGACAUCCACAAGAAGUAUUCGGAAUUCUGGAAAUAUUGACGGUUAUCAGGUAAGUGUGUUUCACCAAGGACAAACCGGUAGCUUAGCGAGGAGGGUCAAAGAAAAAUGCAGGAUACUCGAUGCAGAUCAAGAGCAUUUGUCUGGGGAGUCACCUCGGAAAUCCAAGCGUAUCAACACUGAGGCUGUUGCAGAUGGCGAACAGAAGAAACGGACAUUUACAUCCCAAAAGGAAAAUGCAAGUCAGUCAAGUUUAUCAACACACGAAACCAGUCCAAUAGCGACCGAGCACGAGCGAGAAGAGACAAUAUUCAGAAAGAUCGUCAAACAGCAAGAUUAUGUCGACAAGCAACUGCGGAAAUCAUACCUUCGGGACGUUGAUAAAUUAAAACAACACCUGGAAACACUUCAGUCGCUGUUGCGAAAACUUAGCGACCAGCAAAAGUCUGAGAGACAUCGUCUGACUGCUGAUGUACGGGCAAGAUCUAAAACAAAACAAGACAGACUGCGAUAUAAAAGCGAAAUUGAACAACUCGGGAAACGUCAGAGACAACUGAUCCAACUGGUCCAAAGGCAAAAGACGCUUAGCUCGAAGUUAAAAGAUAUGGAACAUCCAAAUAAUGAUCUUGAAUAUCCGAUAACAACCGGAAGCUUGCCAGAGAAAUCUCAACAUCUGGAAAGUCAAAUGACCGGGUCGAGCCAAAUAACCGUUACUCCAUCCAGAGGGAAAGGAAACACGAAUGCAUGACACACAGUCAUCUGAAUCAUCCCGUCUUACUACAAAA